Messenger RNA from Myotis lucifugus (little brown bat), 3912 nucleotides. RefSeq names its product glucosidase alpha, neutral C (gene GANC). Gene Ontology annotation, molecular function: carbohydrate binding; alpha-1,4-glucosidase activity. The record is from RefSeq and is a predicted model, not a curated record. The transcript has 24 exons. NCBI's taxonomy places the organism in Eukaryota, Metazoa, Chordata, Mammalia, Chiroptera, Vespertilionidae. Gene Ontology annotation, biological process: carbohydrate metabolic process; N-glycan processing. Bases 1080 to 3674 code for a protein of 864 amino acids.
UCCCCCUGGUCACCUUGGUGAGUUCGGAUGGUCUCCAAAAGCCGCCCGCCUCAGGCGGCUCUGCUCUCGCCCAGCCCUGCACAGGUUUGGGGACGAGGCCAACACCCCAUGAGUGUUUGGCUCUCCGCCUCCUGUUCGCUCCUGCCCCUUAUCCCGUCAAAGUCAAAGGACUUCGGGGCCAGAAGUCCGGGAAGCCGCCAUCAUCUGGCUGCCUGGUUAGGGUCUAGCAGUGCGUUAUCGGUGUCUGGAGUUUUAAUGACUGGAAUGUGGCGGUGGUGCAGCAUAAGCGAUUCCUAAACUGGAGAGUAUAGUAUAUAACCUCUUUUAAAAAGCCCCUUUUAGCUCUGAAAAGUGUGACGCUAACUGCAGGGUCUGGGUGGAGAAUAUAAAGCCCCAGCAAAGACCUGGCCGGCACCUCCCACUCAGAAUGUAAGGCGGGGAGGGAGUGGGUCGGUUUUGCGUAAAUGGCGCGACCGGCACUGAGCUAGACCUGCAGAAGCCUCGCCGCAAUCAGGCAGGGCCGGCCAUCUGGGUCCUUCCUGGCUUUCAUGCUCUGAACAUUUUCAUCCGCUAGAACUCGGCGUACACGCCCCCUCUGCUGCAAAGGCAGUUUCGGUUUCUGACGACAGCAGUUUCUCAUCGGCCACUCAUUACCAAGAAAAAAUUUGCCCAAUAAAAUAAGUCCCUAGAGAAACGCUCGGCCGGGGCUGGAAAUUCCAGGAGGAAGAGUCGGAUUGUCACUCCUUACGUAUUUGGAGGGGACUCCCGUUCCCAGACACUUGAGGACAGGGAAGUGCUGGUGAUGGGUUUAGACAGAGGGCUGUCCUCGUUCCGAAAAGGUCGCCAGGGACUUGGACCGAGAGCCUGGAGCCUGUGAAGUGACUUGGAAACCAUGGAAGUAUCCGAAAAAGAGGAAAUCAGUGUUGAAGAUGAAGCUGUGGAUAAAAACAUUUUCAAAAACUGCAGCAAGAUUGCUUUCUACAGGCGCCAGAAACAGCAGCUCUCCAAGAAGUCCACCUAUCAGGCAUUACUAGACUCAGUCACAACAGGCAAAGACAGCACCAGGUUCCGAAUCAUAAAUGAAGCAACUAAGAACUGAUCAUCACUGGGUUAACCUAUGGAAAUUAAUCUCAUAUGUCUGUGCCCAGGUUCCUCUUUUGGCUGAAGUUUUUGGUAUAGAGGGAAAUAUUUUCAGGCUUAAAAUCAAUGAAGAAACUCCCCUGAAGCCCAGGUAUGAAGUCCCAGAUGUCAUCACAAGCAAACCAAGUACUGUAAGGCUGAUUUCAUGCUCAGGAGAUACAGGCAAUCUCAUAUUAGCAGAUGAAAAAGGAGAUCUAAAGUGUCAUAUCACAGCUAACCCAUUCAAAGUAGACUUGGUGUCUAAAGAAGAGGUUGUGAUGAGCAUAAACUCCCUGGGCCAAUUGUAUUUUGAGCAUCUGCAGAUUCCUCUCGAGCAAAGAGCUACCAGAGAAAAGGAGAAUGCAUCAAUUGACACCUCUCAGAAAAAUCAAGAGGAUCUAGGCCUAUGGGAGGAGAAAUUUGGAAAAUUUGUGGAUGUCAAAGUUAAUGGUCCUGCCUCCAUUGGUUUGGAUUUCUCCUUGCAUGGAUUUGAGCAUCUCUAUGGGAUCCCACAACAUGCAGAAUCACACCAACUUAAAAAUACUGGUGGUGAGGAUGCUUACCGUCUUUAUAACCUGGAUGUCUAUGAAUAUGAAAUACAUAACAAAAUGGGCAUUUAUGGUUCAGUGCCUUAUCUCUUGGCCCACAAACUGGGUAGGACUUUAGGCAUUUUUUGGCUGAAUUCUUCAGAAACUCUAGUGGAAAUCAAUACAGAGCCUGCAGUCAAGAUGGGCCCAGUUGAUGCUAAACAAAAGAGCAAAUCUCGAACUGAUGUGCAUUGGAUGUCAGAGAGUGGAAUCAUUGAUGUUUUUCUGCUGACAGGGCCUACACCUUUUGAUGUCUUCAAGCAGUACUCAUCUCUUACAGGCACACAAGCCAUGCCCCCUCUCUUCUCCUUGGGGUACCACCAGUGCCGCUGGAACUAUGAAGAUGAGCAGGAUGUAAAAGCAGUGGAUGCAGGAUUUGACACACAUGACAUUCCUUAUGAUGUCAUGUGGCUGGACAUAGAGCACACCGAGGGCAAAAGGUACUUCACCUGGGACGAGAAAAAGUUCCCCAACCCCAAAAGGAUGCAGGAGCUGCUCCGAAACAAAAAACGCAAGCUUGUGGUCAUCAGUGACCCGCAUAUCAAGAUUGAUCCUGACUACUCAGUGUACGCUAUGGCCAAAGAACAGGGCUACUUUGUGAGGAAUCAUGAAGGGGGAGACUUUGAAGGGAUAUGUUGGCCAGGUCUCUCCUCUUACCUGGAUUUCACCAACCCCAAGGUCAGAGAGUGGUAUUCAGGUCUUUUUGCUUUUUCUGUUUAUCAGGGAUCUACUGACAUCCUCUACAUAUGUAAUGACAUGAAUGAACCCUCGGUCUUUAGAGGGCCAGAGCAAACCAUGCAGAAGAAUGCCAUUCAUCAUGGCAACUGGGAGCACAGAGAACUUCACAACAUCUAUGGCUUUUAUCAGCAAAAGGCUACUGCAGAAGGACUGAUACAACGAUCUGGGGGAAAGAAGAGACCCUUUGUUCUUACACGUUCUUUCUUUGCUGGAUCACAAAAGUAUGGUGCUGUGUGGACAGGUGACAAUGGAGCAAAAUGGAGUUACCUGAAAAUUUCGAUCCCUAUGUUACUCACUCUCAGCGUUACUGGGAUCUCUUUUUGUGGAGCUGAUGUUGGCGGCUUCGUGGGGGAUCCAGAGGCGGAGCUGCUAGUGCGUUGGUACCAGGCCGGAGCCUACCAGCCCUUCUUUCGUGGCCAUUCCACCAUAAACAGCAAGCGACGGGAACCCUGGCUCUUUGGGAAGAAACACACCCAGCUCAUCAGAGAAGCCAUCAGAGAGCGUUACACCCUCCUGCCCUAUUGGUAUUGUCUGUUCUACUGUGCACAUGUGACUGCCGAACCCAUCAUGAGGCCUCUGUGGGUAGAGUUCCCUGAUGAAUUAGAGACUUUUGGUGUGGAAGAUGAAUACAUGCUGGGAAGUGCUUUAUUGGUUCAUCCAGUCACAGAGCCAAAAGCUACUGUGGUUGAUGUGUUUCUUCCAGGAUCAAAUGAGGUCUGGUAUGACUCUAAGACAUUUGCUUCUUGGGAAGGAGCAUGUACUGUGAAGAUCCCAGUAGCCUUGGACACUAUACCAGUGUUUCAACGAGGUGGAAGUGUAGUGCCUAUAAAGACAACUAUAGGAAAAUCCACAGGCUGGAUGACUGAUUCCCCAUAUGGACUCCGGGUGGCUCUAAGCACUAAGGGUUCUGCGGUGGGUGAAUUGUAUCUCGAUGAUGGCCAUUCUUUCCAGUACCUCCAAAAGCAGCAAUUCUUACACAGGAAGUUUUGUUUCUGUUCAGGUGUUUUGAGCAACAGUUGUGCUGAUGAGAGGGGUCAUUAUACCAGCAAGUGUGUGGUGGAGCAGAUCUUUGUCCUAGGCCUCGAGAAGCAGCCAUCUUCUGUGACCACCCACUCAUCUGAUGGUAAAGAUCAGCCUGUGGCUUUUACAUAUUGUGCCAGAACAUCCACCCUGAGCCUGGAGAACCUCUCGCUGAACAUUGGCACUGACUGGGAGGUCCACAUUAAGUGACAGAGAAGUGCAUCUGGUGACGAGUACAGGGAGCAGCCGGCACCCUUCAGCCUCUCCCUUGGCCUUUUUUGAGAUUUGUGCUACACAUUAAUUGGCUCAAAAAAAAAUCCUUCAUUAGUCAUCAGUUUACUAAUGAACAAUAGAUUUUAGGUUUUACAUUUUUAGAUGUAUUAUUAAUACUCCUGUGUCAAAACACCACCUCUUCUCCUAGAUGCAAGGAGCCCUGAGACGUUUAUAG